GAUAACUAAGUUUAGCUUCGAAAACUCAUAUGUGUGUGUGCACAUGCAUGCACAUGUGCAUACAUAUGCCAAUAUCCAUUAGUGGGUUAAAAAAAGAACCUACAAAAUCACCAUUUUUUACCUCUGACACUUUCUAAUGCCAUAUAAGUGUUUGCCAAUUCAUUAAAUCAAAAUUCCAAGGGAUUAUUUUACAAGUGGAGUUUGACUUUAGGUAUUGAUAAAGGGACUGCUUACUCCUUUUGAGGGGAGGAGAGGAAUAUUAUUUAGAAUUAUAGAAUUGGAUCUAGAAGAUGUCUAAGACAUUAACUAGCUCAAACCCUUCAUUUAACAAAUGAAAUAACUGAAGACUAGCAUUGAAGAGACAUCUAAUGGAUUUCAGAGCAAAGAUUUGCACCUACAUCUUCCAACUCCAAAUCAAACAUGCUUCCACACUACCUCAAUUCAUUUUUCAGAGUCCUCUUUCUUUUUCUUCUUUUGUUCAUUCUGUAAGCAUUAUUACUGUGUUGAUGAUGAUAAUGAUUAACCUCCUCAUCUCUCUCCCUCUAAUUCAUUCUUCCUAGUUUCAGGCAAAUUCUGAACAAUCCCAGGGGCUAGUCUAGAGAAGCCUAGCCCAACUAUUUAAUAUUGCUGACAACAGCAAAUUCAUUAACUUCUCUUUGUGUACAUUAAGAUUUAGUCCCACAGACUAAUUUGUUUACAACGUAGCUACCAUGAUCCUAGCACAGCUUGCACCAACCACUCCACAGUCAGGGAGGGACUGGGGAGGAGAUUAUCCAUUGUUUCUCUGUCCUGGUUGGCAGAGAGCAUUACUGGCCAAUUGUAUAAAGAAGGCACAUUUCUCUCUGUUCUAAUACAGCUUAGGGAGAGAAGUCAGACUAUGUUUGGAAUCCCCAGUUUCUUCCUCUUCUUCUUUGCUCUCUCUAUGGCAUUAGGGCUCAUAAAUGACUGGAGUUACCUGCUCUGGGUAGCUCCCCUUCUGGGACUGCUGCCAGUCUGGAGAAAAAUAGCAUUCUUUGGAGCAUCUGAUAAGAGAAUCGCUGUGGCUGGAAAAGCGGUGCUUAUCACUGGCUGUGAUACUGGCUUUGGGCAUUCCCUGGCUUUGAGACUGUUCAGUCUCGGCUUCACUGUGUUUGCUACCUGCCUCUUUCCAGAUGGGGAAGGGGCGCAACGUCUGAGGCAGGAAGCUGGAUCUAGCUGUCGGCUCCAUGUUCUCAAACUUGACGUCACUCAGGACCAAGAUGUGGCUGAAGCUAAGGAAUUUGUCCUGAAGAACAUGCCUGAAAACGGUCUCUGGGGUCUAGUAAACAAUGCAGGAAUAAUGCUGGUGGGGCCAAUUGAAUGGAUAUCUUUUGAUGAAUGUAAAAAUGUUAUAGACGUCAACCUUUUGGGGAGCAUCAGGACAACACUAACAUUUCUUCCCCUAAUAAAAAAGAGUCAAGAGCAAUAUCUCCAGGUUCUAGAAGGCUAUUGGUCAGGACGUUUAAUCUUCAUGUCUAGUACUUUUGCAUUUAUAGAAAGAGGAAAUAUCUUCUAUUCUUUAUCAAAAAAUGCAUUGGAAAAAUAUGGUGAUAUGUUAAGGCAUGAAUUAAAGAAAUUUGGAGUUAAGGUGUCUCUCAUUGAACCAGGAAACUAUGCUCUUGCCACUAAUAUUAUGCCACUACAUACUAUAGAACAAUUCUGGAAUAAAUUUGAUGAAGAAACUAAAGCAAGCUACAGUAAAACAUAUCUACAAUCCUUUGUUAGCUAUAUGAAUAACCAAAGAAACAAUGGAAUGCAUGACUCAAAAGAAGUUAUUGAUGCUAUAACUGAUGCUUUAUUGAGUCAGAGGCCAAAAGCAAGAUAUUUGGUUGCCACUUUUAGAGAAAAAUUUUUGACCUAUGCUUCUUAUUAUUUGCCAGGUUUCCUAAAAGAUUUACUUUUUUUUCCUUAAUAUUAAAGAUAAUGAAAUAAACAGACUAUGAAUAUUACAUAAUUCAGUUAUCAAACUGAAAAACACUGAAAAUUAUAUGUGUAUGGCAUCUAGGGGCAGCUAGGUGGCAUAGUAGAUAGUCAGACCUAAGCUUACUAUGUGUUUGACCCUGUGCAAAUCACUUAACCCUAUUUGCUGUAUUUCUUCAUCUAUAAAAUGAGUCGGAGACAGAAAUGUCAAAUUAAUCCAGUAUCUCUGCCAAGAAACUCCAAAUGGGGUCACAAAGUCAGACAUGACUAAAAGAACUGGAUAACACAACAAAAUGACAUUUAACAGCAAAGAUGUUUGAAAAUUUUUGAAAUUGUUAAAGCUAGUAAAAUAAAAACAUAUUAGAGUUGAUCUAUUUUGUACAACUUUUGAAACAUGAACCAACAUAUGAACAUACUUCAUUUAAAUAAAUGAAUUUUCAAAAUGCUAAAUAAA
Molecule: messenger RNA, 2392 nt
Organism: Monodelphis domestica (gray short-tailed opossum)
Lineage: Eukaryota; Metazoa; Chordata; Mammalia; Didelphimorphia; Didelphidae
Product: retinol dehydrogenase 7-like
Biological process (GO): steroid metabolic process
Cellular component (GO): intracellular membrane-bounded organelle
Molecular function (GO): oxidoreductase activity
Source: RefSeq, a predicted model, not a curated record